Molecule: messenger RNA, 618 nt
Organism: Striga hermonthica
Lineage: Eukaryota; Viridiplantae; Streptophyta; Magnoliopsida; Lamiales; Orobanchaceae
Source: the annotation of a GenBank genome assembly
AUGCUCUAUUCCUCUCUGUUUUCCGGUCUCUCUUGGUUGACUUCAGUCGAGAUCUGGCCAUGUUCGACCACCACCGGAAUGGGAAGGAAUUCAGGACACAUUUGGAGGAAACCCUACCGGAAUGGAGGGACAAGUAUUUGUCGUACAAGCCUAGCUUCUCAAGAAUAUUCGCCCGACAAUCCUCCGCCAGGAGGCACCCUGCCGGAGCUUCGCGACUGGUUCGUUGGGAUUCUAAACAAGGAGCUCGAAAAAUUCAACGAUUUCUACGUCGAUAAGGAGGAGGAAUUUAUUAUCCGCUUCCAGGCAUUAAAGGAAAGAAUUGAACUAGUAAAGGCCAGAGUAGGUACAUGUGGGGUGUUUACCUCGGAGGCUGAAUUUAGCCGAGAGAUGAUGGAGAAACGUAAGGACUUUGUUGCCAUUCAUGGCGAGAUGGUCCUUCUGAGGAACUACAGUUCCCUCAACUUUGCUGGACUGUUUUCGUCCUCUUUCUGUCGUUUUGUUAUCCCUAUGUGCAAUUUCUGGUCGCACUUGACCACCACUGCCUCAGAUCCUCCGCCUCCACCGCCAAUGACCCAUUUAUGUCCUUGCUAUAGGGACUGGGACACCAUACAUCCUUAA